AUGAAAAGAGGAGGCGGAGUUUGUGUAAUUGCUAAGACCUUUAUAAGUGCCCAGAUCGUUACUCCUAACUAUGAUCUGAAAGCUGACUUACUCUCCGCUGCUAUUUUUUGCCCUGAUAAUAUGUCGCAGCUUCGUUUCAUACUUGUUUACCGACCACCAAAUAGCUCUGCUGUUGAUGAUAAAAAGCUUGUAGAAGUACUCAGCGAUCUUGCAGUUGUAAAUCAUCAUCUAAUCACUCUUGGCGACUUUAAUCUGCAUGCAGAUUGGGUCAACUGGAUAGCUUUUAACUCAGCUUCAUCGCUUUAUUUAGAUUUCUUCUCUAAUGCUGGGUUAGUUCAAAAUGUGAAUCUGCCUACCCACUCCGAUAGAAUUCUUGACAUUAUCCUUACCCCUAGCAUUUAUACUCUUGACGUCAAGCUUCUUCCGCCGCUAGCCUCAUCCGACCACGCUAUUAUCCAAUUUGAUUCACCUGUAACUAUGUCAGCACAAGGAAUUCUUAUGCCCAACUUUCUUCAUGCUGACUACUCCUCUUUGAACAAUUAUUUUUCCGACGUUGAUUGGUUUACUCUUUUUGAUCAAUACUCCUCAUGUUCUGACAUCUAUUUCAGAUUCUGUAAGAAGGUUUACGAGGGUUUGACCAAAUUUGUUCAUUUUCGAUUCCCUCGCUCUUUUUCCUUGAAACUACCAUGUCAACUGAAAUCUUUGUACUCUCAGAAGCUACGUCUUUUUGAGGAGUUAAAUGACCCCCUACGUAGUUCACUGUACAAGAAAGUAUGUUCUGACAUUGACUUCCAUAUGAGGAGAUACCUUGCUUAUCGGGAACGAUGCUUAUCGCGCAGAGAAUCCAUGAAGCCUUUCUAUUUAUACUUAAGGCAUAGAAUGAAGGCUAAUGCAUGGCCUCCGAGUCUCGUAGAUCAGACAGGAGCCACCUAUGUUACAGACGCUGAUAAAGCUUAA
Molecule: messenger RNA, 957 nt
Organism: Necator americanus (New World hookworm)
Lineage: Eukaryota; Metazoa; Nematoda; Chromadorea; Rhabditida; Ancylostomatidae
Exons: 1
Coding region: 1-957 (318 amino acids)
Biological process (GO): larval heart development; cell adhesion involved in heart morphogenesis
Cellular component (GO): extracellular matrix
Molecular function (GO): catalytic activity
Source: RefSeq, a predicted model, not a curated record